Molecule: messenger RNA, 1581 nt
Organism: Durusdinium trenchii
Lineage: Eukaryota; Dinophyceae; Suessiales; Symbiodiniaceae
Source: the annotation of a GenBank genome assembly
AUGCGCUGGAGGAAUCCUGCUGCAUCACGAGCACGCUUUUGGCCUCCUUGCAGAAAGCACAAUGGGCACGCGCCCCAGGGUAACACAUCCUUUGUCGUCGUUGGCAUUUUCGACCCUGAGGCAUUUCACGCGCAUGUGCCUGUGGACGGCUGUAUCUUGAGCCCCUUCGUGGAGGUCUUCCGAGAAGGUAGCAAUGACGGCUACGGCUUCUUAGCGUCGCCUGUGAAGCUGCAAGGGGUGUGUAGUGUCGCCAUGUUCAACAUGAACCCACGGGUCAGCGAUAGUCCGCUGGAUGCUCCCAGAGAUUUCAAGACGUACUGCCACCAGGUGAAGCUGAAGUUCCGUUCCGUGGCCACUGCCGCACUGGAGAUGGGCGCAGAGGUGCUGGUGUGCCCCGAUGUGGGCUGCGGUGUCUUCGGGAAUGACCCACAGGUUUUGGGAACGAUGCUGGGCCAAGUCCUCCGUGAACCCAAGCUGGCCAAGCUCGAGGUGCUCCUCACAGGUCAGGUGGCCUUUGCAGAAGCGGUGAAGCUGGCCGCCACCGGUGCCCAGGUGGACCUGGCCCCAGCGCCGGCGGCAUACUUUGCACAGGUCUAUGGCAAACAGUCUCCGGCCAAAGCUCGAGGUGGCUACCGAGCGCCUCAGGAGCCCAUGAUCGUGGCCACGGUGGUGAAACCAGUGGAUGCCACCCGAGGCGCUUCGGGUGCGCCUGCCGGAGCCACCCACGCCGCUGUGGGGGGUGGUUCUGGAGUGACUGCAGGUGCACCUGCCCAGGUCGCGCCUGCUGGCCCCUCCGGACGUGCCUCACCGGGUGUGGCAGUGCCCACGGCUGCACCCGAGCUGCUGCCUGUCACGGCCAAAGGGCGUUCCUGUGCCUUGACGCUGAAAGCGGCCUUGGAAGAUACCCAGCUUCGACCAGAGGUGGUGCACCUCGUCGGUUGCGGCGAUGCCGAGAGGUCCAUGGACUGGCAGGUGCUGAGCGAUGCGUUGCCGUCCAAAGCACGGGUGGUCUUAGUCGGCCCGCAUGGCUUGGGCGCUGCUGCAGCGCCCAAGGAGGAGCUGCUGGGCCCUUACUCCUGCUGCGACCUGGAAGUGUGUGUCUUUCCGCACACCUACCAGCGUUUCAUGAUCCAGGAGUUUGAGCCACCUCAACUGGUGGUGCUUUUUCAUCCAGGUCUGGAUGUCCAUUACUUCACCUGGUACCCGUGCAUCAGGCAGUGGACGGAGCAGAAGAUCCCCCUGCUGAUCACAGCCUACCGAGUUCCGGGAGGCCUGGGAGAGACACCACAAACAGUCCGGACUUUCCUGGAAUGCCUGGUGGGGACUGGAGGUGGACAAGGCCUAUGGGUGCUUGAGGAGGAGAACCCUCAUGUCGCUGAAAACGGCUCUUUCAAUGCAGGAUACUUUGUCAGCCUGGGAUCUCAAGGGGCACUUCCUAUUCAGGCAGAGGAGAUGUAUUGGCCGCUCUUCCAAGCUUUGGGGAAGAUCGGGCACCCCUUUGCUCCUCGUGUAGGUGCAUGUCCUGGGGACGGCGGCUGGGAUGUCGUGGGGAGGAAGCAGCCUUGGCAUGGAGGAGUUUGA